AUGAGUAAAUUCCUCCAGUAUCAUACCUUUCCUCCCAUAUCUCUUGCCACACUCUGCCAACCUCUCAGUCGUGGCAGCCUAGGAAUCCUCAAUCCUCAAGUCCAGCAAGCUGCCCUACAACUGUGUUGGCUUCGUCCUCUGAUCCUUUCCCCCAAGCAACCGUCUGGUUUGGUUCCUCCCUGCCGUUACUGUCAACCUACCUACCUGUCUCUCUCUUCCUCUCUCAGCCAUGUCUUUAGUCCCCCCCCAACUGUCCUGCCUUCCCAUCCACUUGGCGAGAUCUCCUGGUAUCCGAUGCUUACGAGGUGGAUCGCCGCCACACAGUUCUUGCACCACGCCCCCUCCAUUGCAUCCCCUGUCAACUGA
Molecule: messenger RNA, 366 nt
Organism: Phycomyces blakesleeanus NRRL 1555(-)
Lineage: Eukaryota; Fungi; Mucoromycota; Mucoromycetes; Mucorales; Phycomycetaceae
Exons: 2
Coding region: 1-366 (121 amino acids)
Source: RefSeq, a predicted model, not a curated record